UACUAAGAAGUGUUAUUGGACUAGCGCUAUAAUAUAAUAAAUACAGAUAAACGAACAGACUCAUUACAGUUAGAACAGUGAUCUUGUUGAAUGUGCGUACGUUAGUUCAAGUACUAUUUGUAAAUUUAAAAAUAGAGUCACGAAAACGUUCCAAGAAAUAAAUAUGUUGGGUUUUAAAGAUUUGUGGAAAAUAACCAUAUUAUUGGUUUGUUAUUUUGUUUACAUUUCGUGUCAUACUUAUCACCUGGGUCAAUGUCCAUCUAUGGAACCAAUGGCUGAUUUUUCUAUGCAGAAAUUUUUAGGACCAUGGUACGCUGUUCAAAAAUCGUCAACUUCUAGCAGGUGUAUGGUGUAUAAUUUUACCAAUACCCAAGAACCAAAUAUAUACAAACUAGAACAAAUUAGCGAAAACUCUAUUAUAAAUGUUGCGAAAUCCAACAAUUAUCACUACAUUGGUAAUUUGAAAGUUGAUCCGAGUUUACCAUCUAGAAUGUCUGUAUCAUUUCCAUUGAGUGUAGCAGGAAAAGCGUCUUUCGUUGUGUUUGCAACUGAUUAUGACACCUACGCUGGAGUUUAUUCAUGCCAAAAAAUUCCGUUUGGUCAUAGACAUUCUGUUACAAUUUUAUCAAGAGACAAAGUUUUAAACAAACAAUACCUGGAUAAGCUGCGCAAUAAAAUUGCAUCGGCCAAUGUAAACCCAUAUGAUUUAUCAAUUGUCGAUCAAUCAAAUUGCAACCAUCUUAAUUCUUCGAUGCGCGUGGAAAUUAAUGAUCAAACUUUUAGUGCAAAAAACAUCGGACAUGCAGUUUCUAAAGUCGGAGAAAAAAUUGGACAAGGCGUUGAGUAUGUAAUUGAUGGCGGAAAGAAGGUUUAUAACUCUAUUAAGUCAAAACCUGCUGAAGAAAUUAAUCCAGAUGCAGAAUGGUACCCUUAAGACUGAUAUUAUUUUUAGGAUAAGUAAUUACACUUACUUAGAAGAAAAGUUAUUAAUUAAAAAAAUAAUUGUUUUAUGACUCGAGCAAAGAUGUGUGGUACUAAAGUUCAAAGCUGAUAUCGAUAUAUAUAUAAUCUAGUUUAAUUUUAUUCUCGUAUAGUAAAUAAUUUUUUAAAUAAUACAAUUUUUUUUAAUAAUUUUUAUUUAUAUCUUGUAAUGUAAAUCUAUUGAUAUUAGAUAACAGUAGAUAUUAAAGCUUUUUUUUAUAAAAAAAUUAUAGUUUGAAUUUUUAAUUAUUGAUAUGAUAUGUACGUAAACUGUAUCAAUAGCGUUAGCUCUCCCCCCCCCCCCCAGAAAUGUAUUUGAUUUUUAUUGUUAAUAUAUGGUAAAUAUUUUAUUUGUAUGGAAU
This is a messenger RNA of Daktulosphaira vitifoliae (grape phylloxera), 1343 nucleotides long. Its product is annotated as apolipoprotein D-like. Bases 164 to 934 code for a protein of 256 amino acids. NCBI's taxonomy places the organism in Eukaryota, Metazoa, Arthropoda, Insecta, Hemiptera, Phylloxeridae. The record is from RefSeq and is a predicted model, not a curated record. The transcript is spliced from 5 exons. Gene Ontology annotation, molecular function: pigment binding.